AUGAUUGUACAUUUAUCAUUAGCGAAGCGCAUAAUGGAUACGAUCGAGUAUGCAGUUGAAGAACGAAGUGAGGUUGACCAUCUUUUAAUGGACUUGGAUCGAAGUGUCCUCUUCACAGCCAAGGACAACGAUAUGGUGAAGAAAGUUAUGGAGAAAUUCGACGCGGCGUUGAACCAAUGUGAAAGAAACGGACCCACUGCCAAGUUAUGGAUCCAGUACUUUAAAAUGGUAAUCCUGCUGAAGCAGUUUCUAGAGGCUGAGCGUUCAGGAAACUGGGAACUUCAUCUUCACACACUUAAACGAAUGCUGCCCUUCUUCCAUGUCGCUGGGCAUUUCUUGUACGCAAAGAGUGGACACUUAUACCUGCAAGAUAUGCAAGAUCUACACACCCGAAUGCCAGCAAAGGACUUCCAGAAAUUUACAGCUGAAGGGUACUUCACUAUAAGACGGUCCGACAAAUUCUGGUCAGGCAUUAUGUCUGACCAAGCUGUUGAGCAGACUCUUAACCGGGAAGCCAAAAUUCCUGGAGGAAUGUUCCAACGUGGAGCCAGUGACAACAUGGCUAUAAAAUGGACGAUGGGUUCGAUACAUCUACGAAUUGUUUGCGAAGGAAUUGAAGACUUUUGCGGCAUACACAGCGGAACCAGCGAGCAGCAUGUCGAUUGCAGGCCAACUCGUGUGAGCAGAGACAAUGCCGAUGUUGAAAAACUGGAUCAGUGGUUUCAUGCGCAUGACCCUUUCCCAGUCAACUCUGACUUAAUGUCUAUUAGCAGUGGAGUAAUCAGGAUUGACAGCAUAAAUUGUCACCAGGCUUUAGAAAUCGGGACGGAAAUGUUAAAGAAAGUCAUCGGCGUUAAUUACAACGCGAACAUUUGUACUCGCCGACCAGCUUCAAGUACGAAGAAUCAGUUGCAACGCACAUCCUGCUCCUAUAUGCGAUCAAAAGCUCCAAAAAUAGGUACCAGUUUGGAGCUCUUCAAGAAGCAGGACGUCGACGAACAGGUCUUGGCUAAAGCUGGAGAACGGCUUCUGAUUGCUGUGUAUGGAGGUGGCGAAGACGUACGAUCACUCAACGAACUCCGAUUCAAUUGCUUCACCAAAUCAGUGAGCAAAGCUAAGUUCAACCUCGCAACUCUGCCACCCACAACAGAAGCAGCAGAGCAGCACAUAUACAGGUCAUAUCUGCAGACUUGCGAUAACGUCACACAAUUGCGAGCCGUCGAUGACGAAGACAGUGAUGAUGACAACGACAUCGACGAUCCCGCUCCAUUAACACUGAACCUUAACGAACGUCAUCCUUCACGAGUACAAACAAUUGCUGCUAUCAGGAGAAGGAGACCUUAUGCCAAAAAAUUCAGAGAUUGCAAUCAUUAUAGACCUUGCCCAAACUGUGAGGAAAUGUUCUCAAAACUUUCACUACGAUCACAUGUUGCUCAGUGUGAUACCAAGGAAAAAGGCAAGGAAGAUAUAUUGGUUAGAGGUAGACAAAUUCAGAUGCAUGUGCACGAGAAGGCUAGUACAAGGUUAGCUAAGGAAAUAUUAGCCCAUCACAGACAAGAUGUUGUCACUGGAGCCAGUUCAUAUGAUGAAUUGUGUAUCUUGUAUGGCAACAAAUUAUGUAGAAGAUAUCGCGAUCAAAGAAACGCUCAUAUGUUACGUUCAAGAUUGCGAGAAAUUGGAAAAUUCAUUCUCGCGGCAAGAAGAAUUGAUGAGGGGCUUAAGGAACUCAGAGACAUAAUUCAACCUAAAAACUAUGACACGAUAGUUAAAGCCAUCAAUUAA
This is a messenger RNA of Phaedon cochleariae (mustard beetle), 1782 nucleotides long. The record is from the annotation of a GenBank genome assembly. NCBI's taxonomy places the organism in Eukaryota, Metazoa, Arthropoda, Insecta, Coleoptera, Chrysomelidae.